AUGGCACCGUCGAUGAAUCCGAGUCCUCAGGUGGAGGAGCUGAAGGUCGUGUCUAACCAGACGAACCAGAAUUGGCUCAAGGAUCCAGGGUUGAGGAAACUCAACUUGGGCAUUCUGUGCCUGUUCAUGUCAUCAGCAGGCACUGGAUACAAUGGAAGUCUUAUGAACGGAUUGCUCGUUCUGCCAGAAUUCACUAUGAUCACCGGCGGCUUGAAACCUACCAUCCUCGGCCUUCUCAUCGCGGCGACUUCAUUGGGAGCUUUUUGCGCCUUCACUCCCGCGUCUUAUAUCGCCGACAGAUUGGGACGGAAAUGGUGUGUUCGCGUGGGAGCUAUCUUAGUCAUUAUAUCCGCCUUUUUGCAGAUCUUUGUGAAGAACCACUGGGCCUUCUUCGGCUGUCGCAUUCUGGCCGGUGCUGGUGUGGGAACUGCUCAGACUGCAGCGCCACUGCUGGCUACCGAGAUCGCCCAUCCUCGCCAGCGACAAACCGCAACUGCCCUGUACAAUGCAUGUUGGGCAGUUGGAUCGAUCACCUCGGCAUCCGUCUGCUUCGGAACCCUAUCAAUGUCUACCCAUUGGUCCUGGCGUGCGGCGUGUGUGAUCCAGGCCUUCUUCCCCAUUGUUCAACUUGUCGGUCUGACCAUCGUGCCGGAAAGCCCCCGAUGGUUAAUCUCUAAGGGCAGAAAUGACGAGGCUUUGGCCAUCCUCACCAAGUAUCAUGCCAACGGAGACAAAAGCGACGAAAUGGUUCAUCACGAGUUCCACCAGAUCUGCAACACAAUCAGCAUCGAGGCGCUGGCGCCAAGAAGCUGGGGCUCAUUCUUUUCGUCGAGGGGAGACAUUCACCGGUUGAUUAUUUGUGUGAUGUUGGGUUUAAUGCAGGAAUGGGCUGGAAAUGGAAUCAUCUCUUACUAUCUCGCUCCUAUCCUGGCCUCCGUCGGGGUGACCCGAGCCACCGACCAAGCGUCGGUGAAUCUGGGAUUGCAAGUCUGGAAUCUCCUCCUUUCGUCAGCAGGAGCGGUGGCCUCGGAACGAUAUGGUCGUCGUCCUCUCUGGCUUAUCGGUACCAUGAUCAUGCUGUUCUUCCUUUGCAUGAUGACCAUUGUGGCUGGCGUGUUCCAAGAGAUGCACAUCUCUGCCGCCGGUCUGGCCAUGGUUCCUAUGAUCUUCCUCUUCUUCUCCGGAUUCAACAUUGCCUACUCGCCUCUGUUUAUUGCCUACGCUGCGGAGAUUCUGCCCUUCCCCCUGCGUGCCAAGGGUAUGGCGAUCGCCCUGUCCACUGAUGCGGUCGCCUGCUUCUUCAACCAAUAUGUCAACCCGGUCGCGUUCGCGGCAUUGAAGUGGAAGUACUAUCUGGUCUACAUCGGCUGUCUCACCUGGUUCCUCAUCACCAUCUACUUCUUCUUCCCAGAGACCAAGGGGCGAUCACUCGAGGAAAUCUCACGGAUCUUUGACAGCAAGGAUAUCGUGAAUGAGGAAUCAAGUGAGCUCUCUCAGGAGAUCACUACGGAGAAGGCCUAG
Penicillium oxalicum is the source of this 1521-nucleotide messenger RNA. RefSeq lists its product as uncharacterized. NCBI's taxonomy places the organism in Eukaryota, Fungi, Ascomycota, Eurotiomycetes, Eurotiales, Aspergillaceae. Gene Ontology annotation, cellular component: membrane. The record is from RefSeq and is a predicted model, not a curated record. The transcript is spliced from 3 exons. Gene Ontology annotation, biological process: transmembrane transport; carbohydrate transport. Bases 1 to 1521 code for a protein of 506 amino acids. Gene Ontology annotation, molecular function: carbohydrate:proton symporter activity.